CCCAGCUGACAUGGGGACCAUCGGAGCCAGGCAGCUGUGCUGGGCGAUCCUGGGCUUGCUCUUCCUCCAAGGACCCUUUAGCAGUUUAAGUCUGGUCACGGAGCCAACUUCUCCCAAUACAGGAGAAAAAUCUUCCUCCGAGUUUGGCAGCCCAAGGCUUCUUUUCAGCUCCAGUAUCCCAGCAACUUCGCAGAAGACCCCACAAAGCCCCCUGGGAUCCAGGAACCCUGUAACAGGGAGAUCAAGUGUCACAGAUGGGCACUCCUUUAAGAACCUGACUCAGGCCCAGGCACAGAAGCACACAGCGGAACUUAGCACUGGAGCUCCACACAGCAGUAGCAGCAGUGGCGGAGGAGGCAGCAGCGCAAGGGGAGAAACAUCUCAAAAUGAUACUUCUAAUUCAGUCACCAUGGACUCAAGUAUGAUGGAAGACUUGACCAUCCUGCCUAGCCCCACAUUAGCAACUGUGCUCACUGUGGCUGCCUUUGGUGUGAUCAGCUUCAUUGUCAUCUUGGUGGUUGUGGUGAUCAUCCUAGUCGGUGUGGUCAGUCUAAGGUUUAAGUGUCGGAAGAACAAGGAGUCAGAAGAUCCCCAGAAACCAGGGAGUUCAGGACUAUCUGAAAGCUGCUCCACAGCCAAUGGAGAAAAAGACAGCAUCACCCUCAUCUCCAUGAAGAAUAUCAACAUGAAUAACAGCAAAGGCUGCCCCUCAGCAGAGAAGGUUCUUUAAAAGUGACUUUGGUCCCCAUGGGUCCAAGGAUGAUGCAGCUGUUCCAUGACUAUAAGGAGGAAGAGAUGAAAUUGAUAGAGGCAAUAAACCAUAUAUAAAUUAUUUUAUUGUUUUGUGUCUGCUCCUGGAUCUAAAGGACACUGGCACUCCUCCAGAUAUGGCAGCAAGCUUCCAGCAUGAGAGACUGCUUCCCACACAGACAGAAAUAUGGCCUGGUCCUCUUCUUUCUAGAGUCAUACGAAGGAGUAGCCUAUAAAGCAAGAAGAAGGAAAAAUACCGCAGUGGACUGAUCCUUUAUACUUGCAUUAAAAUUAUU
Molecule: messenger RNA, 1046 nt
Organism: Marmota flaviventris (yellow-bellied marmot)
Lineage: Eukaryota; Metazoa; Chordata; Mammalia; Rodentia; Sciuridae
Gene: Ecscr
Product: endothelial cell surface expressed chemotaxis and apoptosis regulator
Biological process (GO): positive regulation of proteasomal protein catabolic process; negative regulation of angiogenesis; positive regulation of endothelial cell apoptotic process
Cellular component (GO): cytosol; plasma membrane
Source: RefSeq, a predicted model, not a curated record